Molecule: messenger RNA, 1951 nt
Organism: Talpa occidentalis (Iberian mole)
Lineage: Eukaryota; Metazoa; Chordata; Mammalia; Eulipotyphla; Talpidae
Gene: TRA2A
Product: transformer 2 alpha homolog
Exons: 8
Coding region: 188-1033 (281 amino acids)
Biological process (GO): positive regulation of mRNA splicing, via spliceosome
Cellular component (GO): spliceosomal complex
Molecular function (GO): RNA binding
Source: RefSeq, a predicted model, not a curated record
AGGCCCAAAGGCUCCUGGCGUAGCCGGCGCCAUUUUGCCGGACCCGCGACCGAGUGGGAGUGGAGCGGAGCGGCCGUUGUUGCCGACUCUUUCCUCCCCCCGCACGGUCCAGUCAGCGGUCGAUUAGGCCUUCGGCCCUCAAGCCGACACUUGUCUCUUAUUUAGUUCUGGGGAGCGCCUGACCGCCAUGAGUGAUAUCGAGGAGAACAACUUCGAGGGCAGAGAGUCUCGCUCUCAGUCAAAAUCUCCAACGGGAACACCUGCUCGUGUAAAAUCGGAGAGCAGGUCAGGAUCUCGUAGUCCAUCAAGGGUUUCCAAACACUCUGAAUCCCAUUCUCGAUCAAGAUCAAAAUCCAGGUCGAGGUCACGGAGGCAUUCUCAUAGACGUUACACUCGCUCCAGAUCCCAUUCUCACUCUCAUAGGAGACGAUCUCGAAGUAGAUCAUACACACCAGAAUACCGGCGUCGAAGGAGCCGAAGUCAUUCUCCAAUGUCUAACCGGAGAAGACAUACAGGCAGCAGGGCGAAUCCAGAUCCCAACACUUGUCUUGGAGUGUUUGGCCUCAGCUUAUACACAACAGAGAGGGAUCUUCGUGAAGUAUUUUCUCGAUAUGGACCGUUGAGUGGUGUCAAUGUGGUUUAUGAUCAGCGAACUGGACGAUCUCGAGGAUUUGCUUUUGUUUAUUUUGAGAGGAUAGAUGACUCAAAAGAGGCUAUGGAAAGGGCAAAUGGAAUGGAGCUAGAUGGUAGAAGAAUUCGUGUGGAUUAUUCUAUUACCAAGAGAGCACACACACCAACACCAGGCAUCUACAUGGGCAGACCAACUCAUAGUGGUGGCGGCGGUGGUGGUGGCGGCGGCGGUGGUGGAGGAGGCGGCAGGCGGCGAGAUUCUUACUAUGACAGAGGAUACGAUCGCGGCUAUGACAGAUACGAAGACUAUGACUAUCGGUACAGAAGAAGAUCGCCUUCUCCUUAUUAUAGUCGCUACAGAUCACGAUCACGAUCUCGUUCCUACAGCCCAAGGCGUUACUGAUAAAUGGAAUGACUGCAGUUGAAGACAUCGUCUCUUUAUUUUGUUUUUCAUUCUUUUUGUGUUUAGUUCUGGAUUUCCCCAAGCUUCUAAUCUUGACUAUUUCUUUGAAAAGAUUCCUUAAAAAAAAUCUUCACUUCAUUUAACAUCUACGCUUUGUCCAUUGUAUUGCUGUUUCUCACCCCUUUAAUUAUACUCUUAAAGAUGUAUUGUCAUUUUGUGAGUUGAAAAAUCUUAAGUAAAAAAAAAAGGAAUGCCCAGUGUUAAGCUUUGUAAAUGACUUUUCUUUGUUUUUACAGAAAAUUAAUUCCUGGCUAAUCAGAUGAGGAAAGAAAUGGUUUUUUUAAAGCUUCUUUUGUGUUAGAUAUUGUAUUAGACGUUGUAUUAGAGAUUGCAUUUAUGACGAACUCCUUUUUUAACUUUCUUGGGGAAGAUAGUAACACAUAAAGUAGUUCAGUCAUGUCAAGUUUGUUUGGGGUGGCAUGGAGCAGUCAAUAGUUGAGUGUAGAAAGUUUGAAGCUUAUAGAACAAAACAAGUUGGUCAUUUAUUUUGAAGAAUGGAAUUUUUGAGCCCUAAAAAUUCAGUAAUUUUUUUUUUUUUUUUUUAGAGAUGAAAAGCUUGUGGACUCCUAUAAACAUGUUGUAUUUAGAAUACAUGUGUUAAAAUCUACAGACUUAAAGUGUGAUUUUUGUGUUGAAUUUUUGAAGUUUAAGUAUUCCCUUAAUCAGUGAAGGAUAACUCUUUAUUAUUUAUUACCUAGAGCAAUUGUAUACUUUGCUGUUAGAAAUUUUGGUAUUGGGACAAGCAAGCUAUUGUAUAGUAUGAGUCCUUAGGAGAUACAUGUGGGGAAAAGUAGUAUUAACUUUCAAAUAAAAGUUAAUUUCUUUGAAAAUGAGAUUGUCUCUUUAUUAUGGUACAGU